This is a messenger RNA of Symbiodinium sp. CCMP2592, 165 nucleotides long. The record is from the annotation of a GenBank genome assembly. NCBI's taxonomy places the organism in Eukaryota, Dinophyceae, Suessiales, Symbiodiniaceae.
AUGACUGGUGGCGAUUGGGAGUCAGGGUUCGAUUCCUUGGAGCAAAUCUUGAGCCUCUUCGUCCGUGCGGGUGAGGUGGAUGAUCGCUUUUUCGAUGCCGUGGGCAUCCAGAAGCUGGGCCACCGCCGCAUCUUUCAGAAAUGGUUCCGCAGCAACUGCAAGUAG